This is a messenger RNA of Drechmeria coniospora, 1287 nucleotides long. Its product is annotated as mitochondrial outer membrane protein MMM1. Gene Ontology annotation, cellular component: ERMES complex; endoplasmic reticulum. The coding region runs from base 1 to 1287 and encodes 428 amino acids. Gene Ontology annotation, biological process: mitochondrion organization; phospholipid transport. The record is from RefSeq and is a predicted model, not a curated record. The transcript has a single exon. NCBI's taxonomy places the organism in Eukaryota, Fungi, Ascomycota, Sordariomycetes, Hypocreales, Ophiocordycipitaceae. Gene Ontology annotation, molecular function: lipid binding.
AUGCGCGCAGAAUGCCGAACCGACGUGAGGACGAGCCUACCUCUCGAUUUCGCCACAGCAUGCUCACCUCAUCACAGGCUCUCCUUCACCCAGGGACUCAUCAUCGGCCAGCUCUCCGUCAUGCUGAUCCUGGGUGCCUUUAUAAAGUUUUUCAUCUUCGGCGACCCCCCCUCACCCGACGUGACGGCAUCCAUCAGGGCGGCCGAGCGGAGGGCUAGAAGCCUCGCUCACAAGCACUCGCUUCCAAGUCUCGACGUGCCCAAACAACGACAGUCGCAAGGGCAGAUGCUUGGGCGCAAGAAAUCGAGCGUUUUGCGGAACCAGCCUGCGCUCACGACGGACUCCAUCCUCCGCAAGACGUAUUACAACGUGGAUGGCCAUCAGCCCGAAAGCCUCGACUGGUUCAACGUGUUGGUGGCCCAGACGAUAGCUCAGUUCCGUAGCGACGCCCAGCACGACGACGCCAUUCUGGACUCGUUGACCAAGGCGCUGAAUGGCACGACGCGGCCGGAUUUCAUCGACGACAUUCGCAUCACCGAGCUCAGUUUGGGCGAGGACUUUCCCAUCUUCAGCAACUGCCGCGUCAUUCCCGUCAACGAGGACGGCCUUUCCGUCGGAAACGGCUUCAAGUUUGACGCGGCGACGGUCGCGAGGGAGGGCAGCCGCCUUCAGGCCCGCAUGGACGUCGAUCUGAGCGACGUCCUCACGCUCGCGCUCGAGACCAAGCUCCUCCUCAACUACCCGAAGAAGCACUCGGCCCUGCUGCCGAUUGCCCUGUCGGUGUCGGUCGUCAGGUUCAGCGGAACGCUAUCCGUCUCCUUCAUCCCGAGCAACCCAUCGCAGUCGACGCCGACCAUGAUGACCUUUAGCUUCCUCGACGACUAUCGGCUCGAUUUCUCCAUCAGAAGCCUCCUGGGCAGCAGGUCGAGGCUGCAAGACGUGCCCAAGAUUGCUCAGCUGGUCGAGUCACGCCUGCAUCGGUGGUUCGACGAGCGCGCCGUCGAGCCCCGCUUCCAGGAAAUUGCCCUCCCGAGCCUCUGGCCGAGAAAGAAGAACACGCGGGGCCCGGAUGAUACGAUGACCGAGAUGGUCGGCUCCAUAGGCCGUGCCAAAGGCAAGGAACUCGGCCGCGAGCUGCGGGACGAGGCGCGGCGACGAGAUGUCACAACUGACGAGGAAAUCAUGGACGCGGCACCGACGCUGAAGCACCGCCGGCCCCACAUUGCAACCGGCGAGGAUGACCUCCCCAUGCCUGGCUCGCUCGCAGGCGUGCAGAUGGGCAGAUGA